Messenger RNA from Microplitis mediator, 1702 nucleotides. It is a transcript of the gene dpr1, whose product is annotated as zwei Ig domain protein zig-8. Gene Ontology annotation, cellular component: neuron projection membrane. The transcript has 6 exons. Bases 656 to 1573 code for a protein of 305 amino acids. Lineage: Eukaryota; Metazoa; Arthropoda; Insecta; Hymenoptera; Braconidae. Gene Ontology annotation, biological process: synapse organization. The record is from RefSeq and is a predicted model, not a curated record.
GAGUCAUUUCACGCGAUACGCCGUCCGAGUGAUCCCACGCGUUUCAGCUGUACCAUACCGAGCUCACUGACAAACUAUACUCCGACGAGUUUUGAAAUCCCCGCGAAAACUUUUACCUGGUGCUUUUUAAACUUUUUUAUUUUAUCACCUUUUAACUUUUUAAAUAUUAUAUUUUUUUAUCACUCGAGAACAUUUUUAUUUAAAUUCGUCAAUUAAAAACACGUGGACGAUUAGUCGCUACCGUGGAAAAUUUUUAAAUUUUAAUUACAUUAACGAAAACUAAAAAAAUAUAUAGAGUUUAUGUUUUAUUCAUUAGAAAAAUGUUAAUAAAUAAUAAUAAAAAUAAAACAGUUAAAUUAAAAUUGUGUAAAUUAUUAUCGUGUUAUUUAGUACGCGAUGUGGAAUUUAUUAAUCCGUCGAAACAUGAAAGCUUAUGCUGAUCAAUCGUGGAAUAAUUUUUAUCAAGAAUAUUUAUCAUCAGUAAUAUUAUUGCUGUUACUGUUACGUGUAGUGUGAUAUAUUUUUAAUUUAAUAAUCAUUAUUAAUAAUAAUAAUAAUAAUUAGUAAUAAUAAUAAUAAUAAUAAAUAAAAAAUAGUAAUAGAAAUUAGUGUUGUUGUCAUAUAUAAAUAUCAAACAGUGUUAGAGUGCGUGCGAAUGUCAAAUAAAAAUACAGAUAUAAAAUUAAACGGGGAACUAGUAGAACCCUCGAUUGUUGUUGGAUCCUCGUGUCUGACAAAGAUGAUAUUAUAUCUACUACUUGGGCUUUUGGUGAUGGAAACCCGCACGGCUCAAGGCCUGCUGUUUCGUGAUCACCGCGCGAACGAGCACAAUACCCUGAACGAUUGGCCGUACUACGACGAAAACGUACCGCGGAACGUAACAACAGCAAUCAGCCAAACGGCGUUUCUCCACUGCAGAGUUCAUCAGCGUGGCGACAAAGAGGUGUCGUGGAUGCGGCAACGUGACAUGCACAUAAUAAGCGCGGGAAUAUCGACGUACACAUCUGACCUGAGAUUUCAAGUCAUUCAUCCGGACAAGUCUGAGAAUUGGACACUGCAGAUAAAGUCGCCGCAGGAACGAGACUCGGGCGUCUACGAAUGCCAAGUCAGCACAGAACCGAAGAUGUCCCUCAACUAUACCCUCAACGUGGUCGAACCACGAGCAAAAAUAAUGGGACCCUCGGAUAUUUAUGUAAAAACAGGGAGUGUACUGACAUUAACCUGUCUGAUGUCUCAAGGACCCCAUGAUCUGGGAACAGUGGCGUGGUUUCGUGACAAUCAACCGGUCAUGACGUCUGCGAGAAGUGACAAUGACAUUGACCAGCAGCCGCGAAUUACUGUCGAGACUGAGUGGAGUGAAGCUCUUACAUCGAGAUUAAGGAUUUUCUCGGCAAAACUGAGCGACUCGGGAAAUUACAGCUGUGUGCCAACCGUCGCAAAAAGAGCCAGCGUAAACGUUCACGUUAUCAACGGUGAACAUCCUGCAGCGAUGCAACAUGGCAAUACUGCAGUCGGAAUGCCAACAUCCGGUGCCUACCUAUUGCUCGCACUUAUCAUCGGCCAGUUCAGAUAAUAUGAUGCACAAUGGAUUUACGAGGGAUUUACGUGUGUGAAAUUCAACGAUGCGUGAGUGUGUGGGAAUGUUAGAAAAAAAACAAAAAAUAUAUUACGAAAUUUGAUGAAUAAUUUCAAAAAUAUAAAU